Trametes versicolor FP-101664 SS1 is the source of this 1735-nucleotide messenger RNA. RefSeq lists its product as uncharacterized. Bases 54 to 1502 code for a protein of 482 amino acids. The record is from RefSeq and is a predicted model, not a curated record. Lineage: Eukaryota; Fungi; Basidiomycota; Agaricomycetes; Polyporales; Polyporaceae. The transcript has 3 exons.
GCAAAUCCUCGCACUAUGUCGCAACGAAGAUCUUAUGGUCAAGCCUCCCAUCUAUGUUCCCACUCCUACGCCUAUUAUCAUCAUUCGUGCUGGUCACUCAAGAUCCAACUGACGCCGGUAUGCCUGCGAAACCCGCUACAUAUAUACUCUCCGGGCCCGUCCCUACAGACGAAUGGGCACGAUUCUGCCACUAUUCUGCCUUCGUCUCCAGACUGAGGUGGUCCAACGCAAAAAACCCACCGGAGAUCGCUCCACCUACUUGGAUCUACUUGGAACGGCUCAGCCGUGGCAGGCCGCUACUCCCGUCUCUCCGGCAUCUGCGGUGGACCUUGGCAUCCGCCUGGAGUACAGAGCUCCUUCUUCUUGCGACGCCUGCUCUAGAACAUCUCACCAUCGACUACAACUACAAAGCCGUGACGGAUGUCUCCGAGUGGGAGGAUGCUGUGAAUGCUCUCUUCCGCCAUGUUUUCGCAGUCUCAACCAGGAUAACGCACCUCAUCCUGCAUACUGGCAAUCUGGACUUUCUUCGCCAUGUGCCGCUCUUGACUACUCUUGGACAACUCCGGCAGCUCAAACUUCAGCAAUUUUACGGUAUGGCAGACGGCCAUGGCGCAACCGAACUCCAUAUUCUUUCUCGCCUCCCAGAGCUCGACUUUCUGUCGAUCGCUGUCGACAUGUAUGCUGACCCGCUUCCCGCCUUUCAUGGUUUCAAGCGGCUCAGGAAGCUUAUUGUCACCGACACCGGUGGAGUACAGAAACUCUUUGCGACAUGCAACCCCUCCUCUCUCCGCGAUUUAGACCUCACCCACGGGGGUGGCGGCUGCACCGUUGACGAGUGGAUCGCAACUUCCGAGGCCGUUGCCGCAAACCUGCCGAGACUAGCCAAAUUCGAUUGGAGGAUAUCCCCAGACGACGCCGAUGAGCUUUCCACGUCUGCGGACACGCUAUCUCGGAUGCUAAAGCCGCUGGCGUCUUUGCGGCUCCUGCAUCAUGUCACCAUCACCAUCGAUGUAGCCUGCGCUGAUCACGGAGUGCCAGACACACUGCUCCGCAUGCUCGCCGAAGCGUGGCCCCGUCUGCGAACGUUCAGCCUGUUGUGGAUGGCCGACGAAGUCGAGAACAACCACGCCUACCCUCCUAUAGUCACGCCGAGCACCAACGCACUUGCCGCGCUCGCUACUUGCUGCCCCAAACUCGAUCGCCUUUCCCUGACGUCUCUUUUCGUGCCCGAGGCCUCAUUGGAGGACGUGAUCGCGUACCCGCUGUCCAGCCAUCCGCUGCGUUUGCUCUCAGCGAAGCGCUUUCGUUCCACAAAUACGCAGAUGGCGGCGCUGGUCCUGGACCGUUUGUUCCCCAGAAUCGACAUCGAAGGAUCCCGCGAAAAAGAGGACGCCGGCGGCCCUAGCAUCGCCGAGCACCCCAGCCAUUGGGCUGAGGUCAUGGGCACCUUAAAACUGUGCCGUUUAGCUCGAAUAACGCGCCCCGACACGGUGGGCUUGUGAGAGUGUGGAGGAUCGAUCUGGCCGUUUGACCGCUAUUAAUCCCAGUGUAUUACCCCCGUAUUUGCUUUCACCUAUGCCGAGGAGCGAACCACUAUCACCUUACUGUGAUCUUGAGACUCGUGCGACGUGUAAUUCACAUCCCUUACUUGUAUAUUCGUAUAGUCAUGCUGAGUCGUGACGUUCCCUUAGAUAGCGUGUGCUUUUUCAUAAAACGACUUUGGUCAGCCCCUCAC